Molecule: messenger RNA, 1606 nt
Organism: Cornus florida
Lineage: Eukaryota; Viridiplantae; Streptophyta; Magnoliopsida; Cornales; Cornaceae
Product: heterogeneous nuclear ribonucleoprotein 1-like
Exons: 2
Coding region: 300-1343 (347 amino acids)
Molecular function (GO): RNA binding
Source: RefSeq, a predicted model, not a curated record
GAGUUAAUCCAAACUUAUCCUAAUCAUGAUUUGUAUUAUAAUUUGUUAAAAUUGAGCUUUUUAUAUGGCUUUUGAAGAGACACCCUAGAAAAUUGGUCUAUCUACAAUUGGUUUUAAGAUGCUUAGAAAUACUAUUAGUGUUCUAUCCAAAUUAGGUUUCUUGUUUGGUAAAGAGAGGAGUUUUUACUGACUUUUCCUGAAGAAACCUAGGAAAAUUUAGGGGCUUGUUGCUUUCAGGGGUUCAUUGUUGUUGGAAUUUCUAAUUAGGGUUUUGGGUUUCUGUCACUGGUGGGUUCUCCAUGGUGGACUCUGACCAAAGCAAGCUGUUCAUUGGAGGAAUCUCUAAGCAUGCAAGCGAGGACACACUGAGAGAUCACUUCGGCAAGUACGGUGAUGUUGUUUGGUCUCUGAUCGCCAAAGAUCCAAACACCAGAAGCUCAAGAGGGUUCGGUUUUGUUUCCUUCUCAGACCCAUCUGCUGUUGAUAAAGCUCUUCAAGACACCCAUGUCAUCCUUAAAAGAACGGUAGAUGUGAAAAAAGCAAUACCCAGAAGUGAGCAACACCAAAAUCAACAGCAGAAUAGAGGAUUGAAUAGGAAAAGUAGAGGUAAUGGUAGGAGCAAUGAUCAGUUUAGGACUAAGAAGAUUUUUGUAGGGGGUUUAUCACCUAGUCUAACCGAGGAAGAAUUCAAGAGUUACUUUGAGAAGUUUGGUAAGAUAACAGAUGUAGUUGUAAUGCAUGACAAUUUUACCAAGCGGCCUAGGGGUUUUGGGUUUAUCACCUUUGAUUCGGAGGAUGCUGUAGAGGAUGUUAUGAAGAAUAACUUCCAUGAAUUGAGUGGUAAGUCUGUUGAGGUUAAGAGGGCCAUACCCAAGGACGGAAACAACAAUAGUAACAACGGUUUUAUUGCGAGAGUGGAUAGUGGAAGAGGGUCUCCCUUUAACAGUCACCAGACUUACUUGCCGUAUACUGGAUAUGAGAUUCUUCCAAGUUAUGGACCUUUUUCUGGGUAUGGUGGUUUUGCGGGGUAUCCUUAUGGAACAAACAUAUUUGGGGGCGGGUACCCUACUGGAGGAUAUGGUGGGAUUGGUUAUGGGGUGCCUCCAGUUCCGCCUAGGAGUCUUUGGGAUGGCCAUGCAGUGGUUGGUGUUAGGGGAAGUCCAUUGCCUUAUGGAAGUGCUGCUACUGUCUAUCUUCCUUAUUUGAAUGGCGGGGUUGGAGUAACAGGUUUAGCUGCCAAUGGGUAUGAUGAGACUGUAGGUUUAGCAACUGAUGAAAAGCAUGCUCAGAUCAAUGGUGAAAAUGUAGACAUUAAUUCUUCGGGUUUGGAGGGAAGCUGCUAGUUAAUCAGAUGGCCAACAUAGGCCUUAACCUGUAAGUAAUUCUAGUUGACGACUUUGUGCUCCUUUAGGCAUUGACAGGUCAGUAAAUUCUUGGGAUUAAGGAUUUUAUACUGUCAUUUGUCAGAUGUUGUUUCCUUUAUCAUAAAAAUGUUGUUUGCUAUGUGUCAUUUUUACUUUCAAUAAUUCAUGGGUACAGGAUUGAGACUUCUGUAAUAUAAUUGUUUUAAAUUCACAUUAUGCUCUCUCUACUUAUUUAUCUUCAA